This is a messenger RNA of Eimeria acervulina, 2823 nucleotides long. RefSeq names its product Kinesin-like protein KIF1B, related. Lineage: Eukaryota; Apicomplexa; Conoidasida; Eucoccidiorida; Eimeriidae. Gene Ontology annotation, biological process: microtubule-based movement; cytoskeleton-dependent intracellular transport. The transcript has 8 exons. Gene Ontology annotation, molecular function: microtubule binding; microtubule motor activity; ATP binding. The coding region runs from base 1 to 2823 and encodes 940 amino acids. The record is from RefSeq and is a predicted model, not a curated record. Gene Ontology annotation, cellular component: kinesin complex; microtubule.
AUGUCAUCAGUUAAAGUGGCAGUUCGUGUGCGGCCCUUCAAUGACCGUGAGAAAAACAUGAACGCGCAGCUCUGCAUUAGCAUGGAGGGGAAGGCCACAACAAUUGACAAUAUCGAAGAGCCAAAGGGCGGGAAAAAGACCUUUUCUUUCGACUAUUCCUACUGGUCCCACGAUGGCUUUGAAAAUGAUGAAACAGGCUACUCUCGCCCCAUUAGCGCGAAAUAUGCAGAUCAACAACGCCUAUACAAUGAAAUAGGGAAAGACGUGCUUAACAAUGCUUACGAAGGCUACAAUGCAUGUCUGUUUGCCUAUGGCCAGACUGGAGCUGGUAAAAGCUACUCUAUGGUUGGAUACGGAGCGAACAAAGGCAUCAUUGUUCGUGCUUGCGAAGAGAUAUUCGCGCGUAUCGGUGCAAAUACAGACCCUAAUCUACUAGCCGAGGUGCAAAUAAGCAUGCUUGAAAUAUAUAAUGAACAGGUGCAGGACCUUUUGAUGCCAAUAGAAAAAAGGCCCAAAGGAGGCCUCAAAAUCAGACACACCCCACAGCUCGGAACGUUUGUUCAAGAUCUCACAAAGUGCCCAGUUGAUUCUUAUGCCGCUAUCCAAGCAAAACUUGAUGAAGCUGGCAGCGGCAAUCCAGUUUCACAGAAAUCUUCCGAGAUAAGCUUGGUGGACCUUGCUGGGAGUGAACGAGCUGGAUCAACGGGCGCAACAGGAGACCGUUUAAAAGAAGGGUGUGCUAUCAACCAAAGCCUGAGUGCUCUAGGAAACGUCAUAUCUGCUCUUGCAGACAAAGCAUCAGGCAAACUCAAACCGGGGCAGGUUAUUCCGUAUAGAGACUCUGCUCUCACACGCAUCCUGCAGACGGCUCUUGGGGGUAACAGCAAAACAUGCAUGAUCGCCGCCUUGUCUCCUGCCACGGUGAACUAUGAAGAAACCCUCAGCACGCUCCGUUACGCAGAUCGAGUCAAGCAGAUUAAAAACGAAGCAACUGUCAAUGAGAACCCCCUUGAAAAGCUUAUUCGGGAGCUUCGAGAAGAGAACGAAAGGUUAAAGACAGCUAUGGGUGGCGCCUUGCAAGAUGCCGCACCUAGCGCAGCGGCUGACCCUCAAAUGAUGGAGGAAAUUCGAAGACAGUACGAAGAAGAGCUGGAGGCAAACAGAAGGGCGCUACAAGAAAUGACAAUGUCAUGGCAAGACAAGCUCGAAGCUGCAAAAAAGAGGAGACCUACGGGUGUAGAAGUCAGGGACACAGAAAAACUUACGAUACCCUAUCUCAGCAACCUCAAUGAAGACCCGCUUCUGUCGGGAAAGAUCGUUUUUGCACUGAAGGAAGGCGAAAGCACUAUAGGGAAGGCGGGGGGAGAUGUUGAGCCUACUUUUCGCAUUGGUGGCCUGGGAGUAUCCCCCCUGCACGCUGUCGUUUAUGUAAGACAGAGCCGAAUGGAGGAAGACGAGAGAGGUGCGGCAGUUUACGAAGUGCUGCUAACAGCGCACGGCAAGACAUCCAUCAACGGGAUUGUCCUCAGGGAGAACGAGUCAAAACGUUUAGAGCACAAGGAUAGGAUAAUUUUUGGGCAUAACCAUAUGUACGUCUUCGUCGACCCAGCAGAUAUGGACAAGACGCUCCCGUCCUGGGAAGAGGGUAUGAGGGAGGUGACAAAAGAUGUUAUGGAAGAGUGCGCGACUCAACAAACUCCCCAGACCAAGCUCGCCGAAAUCAAAUACCGGGAAAAGUGCGAAAAACUGCAAGCGGAUGUGCAGCUUUUCGAAUCUGAAAAGAAGGAGCUGCUUAGGAAGAUCAAGGAUAAAAAAGCUCUUGUGCUCGCCAGUGAAGAAGACCAAGCAGAAGCAGAGAGAAAACUGAAGUUGAUUGCGGCCGAAAAAAGAGCUGCGCUGCAGGAAUUAGACAGAAAGGAAGAUGAGUUAAAAGCAAGGCGCCUGUUAUUGGAAAGGGAAAAGGAUGAGGAAGCAAAACGGCAGGAUGCUGAGAGGGCCGCUCAUGUUUUCCUGCAGGAGGUCAUGGGCAGAACAGCGCUUCUCGUGGAGGAAGCUAAUGGCUAUGCCCAGGAGCUUGGAGUAGGGGUUUACUUUUCGCUAAAGCUAAAUGCCAAGUCAAGAAGUGUUUGCGGCCUAAGGAGUACCCUGAUCGGAACAUCCUUACAACAAGCAGAGAUCGUAAUCCGCGUGCAGAGAGUGGAUUCAGAUGUUGUGCAACUAUGGAACUUGGACUUAUUCGAAAAAAAGGUUUUUGACAUGAGGGAACUGUAUACACAGUGGGCGGCGGGAUCAAGAACAGAGCCGUAUCUAAAAGAGGGUGUAAAAGACCCUUUCGCCUUGGAUAUGGAGAGCUACCAGGUCAUUGGAGAAAGCUACCUAUACCUUGAUACAAUUCGCUGCCUCUUGCCUAUUGAUUCAGAAGUGUUCCCCAUUAUUGGUGCUAAUGGAAAAGCUUGCGGCAAGCUUACCCUUUCCACUUCCAUUGAAGUUACACCAACGUCUGACGAAACCGAUGGGCAAGAGCAAGAAGUAAACAUAGACGCUCUUCAGUCAGUGGUAGACAUCAAAGGUCGCGAGAUGAGCUUCACUAUUGUAGUGGAUGAUUUCACAGUUGAAAGCCUUAGUGGUGCCCUAGUAUUUGAAAUUAGCGGCAAAAUGGUUGAGAAGAAGCCCAAGACGAAACUGCGAAAGUGCCACGCUGCGAAGACGGCAAACUCUGCCAUGUUAAAGGAGCUAGAAGAGAGUACCAAGACCUUGCAACUUUUAGAACAGGCUCUAAACAGAGAAGGGAAGUCGAUUCAAGACCUUGUUGGCUCAUUAUGA